AUGGUUAACUAUAAAGAUAUUGAAUCAGCAUUAGUUGAGUUAUUUGAAAAUAAUGUAACGCAAAAGAGAUCAGAUGUUCAUUGCAGAUACAUAGUAAAGCAACGAGUUCUAAAUGAAGAAGUUUAUAAUGAAAAAAUAGCAGAUUUCAAAGAUGAAAAAGUGUAUCAGAGUCUUAAAAAGUUAUACAAAUUAUAUCUCUCAUUUACAAAUCAAGAAGAGGUUGUACAAAAAAGGUCUACAGAAGAAAAAAGGAAUUUAAUAAGUCAUACGCAUCAAGAAUACUAUAAAAUCAUUCUUGAAAAAUUCUAUUAA
Molecule: messenger RNA, 312 nt
Organism: Funneliformis caledonium
Lineage: Eukaryota; Fungi; Glomeromycota; Glomeromycetes; Glomerales; Glomeraceae
Source: the annotation of a GenBank genome assembly